Molecule: messenger RNA, 414 nt
Organism: Alnus glutinosa
Lineage: Eukaryota; Viridiplantae; Streptophyta; Magnoliopsida; Fagales; Betulaceae
Exons: 3
Coding region: 1-414 (137 amino acids)
Biological process (GO): carbon fixation
Molecular function (GO): ribulose-bisphosphate carboxylase activity; magnesium ion binding
Source: RefSeq, a predicted model, not a curated record
AUGGCGAACUGUUGGCCACGUGCAAGUGGCCACGUAAAUACACGUGGCGGAUCAAUAUGUACUAUUAAGCCUAAAUUGGGAUUAUCCGCUAAGAAUUACGGUAGAGCAGUUUAUGAAUGUCUCCGCGGUGGGCUUGAUUUUACCAAAGAUGAUGAGAACGUGAAUUCCCAACCAUUUAUGCGUUGGAGAGACCGUUUCCUAUUUUGUGCCGAAGCAAUUUAUAAAGCGCAGGCUGAAACAGGUGAAAUCAAAGGGCAUUACUUGAAUGCUACUGCAGGUACAUGCGAAGAAAUGAUGAAAAGGGCUGUAUUUGCCAGAGAAUUGGGAGUUCCUAUCAUCAAAAUCGGUGCUGGAAUAAUCUGCACCUUUCAGGUCUUCUAUAUAAAGAGAGCAUGGGUGAUGGGUCUUGUUUAA